Messenger RNA from Aspergillus neoniger CBS 115656, 2230 nucleotides. RefSeq names its product putative Na/H antiporter. Gene Ontology annotation, biological process: proton export across plasma membrane; regulation of membrane potential; sodium ion export across plasma membrane. The record is from RefSeq and is a predicted model, not a curated record. Gene Ontology annotation, molecular function: sodium:proton antiporter activity. NCBI's taxonomy places the organism in Eukaryota, Fungi, Ascomycota, Eurotiomycetes, Eurotiales, Aspergillaceae. Gene Ontology annotation, cellular component: plasma membrane. The transcript is spliced from 5 exons. Bases 143 to 1828 code for a protein of 561 amino acids.
CCCCAUUUUACCUUCUUUUACCCCGCGCUCCAGCUGGAUAGCGAGUUUGUAAACCUCCAGGAUUCCGGUAUCCUUUGCUUGGGAUCAAGCCAUAAUCAGCAAUAGACGUUGUGCACUGCACCUGAGGGAGCGCAACGGCAAGAUGCCUACCCUAUCGUUGAUUAACUUCAACAUCGUCUGUGCGACGCUGGGAGGAUUCAUAUCCGUCUUCGGACUGGUGUCCUACCUUUUCAAGGAGAGAUUUUAUCUUUCUGAAGCAUUGAUUUCAUUGCUAGCUGGAGUGAUCUUCUCCCCUCAUGCAGCCAACUUCAUAAGACCCCAAGAGUAUGCACUUGGUUCCGAGCAGAAUCUAGAAGAGAUCACCCUGUAUUUCACCCGUCUCGUUCUCGGGGUCCAGCUAGUCCUUGCCGGGGUUCAGCUCCCCAAACGGUACUUGCAGAUAGAAUGGAAGAGCCUGUCGCUCCUUUUGGGCCCUGGGAUGGCUGCCAUGUGGAUGUGUAGCAGCCUGGUCAUUUGGGCGAUGGUACCGAACUUUCCCUUUCUCCAUGCCCUUGUCGUGGGUGCGUGCAUCACUCCUACCGACCCCGUCCUGUCCAAUUCCAUCGUAAAGGGGAAAUUUGCCGACAAGAAUGUGCCGAGGCCCUUGCAGCGCAUUAUUGUGGCCGAGUCAGGUGCCAACGAUGGUCUCGGCUAUCCUUUUCUCUAUUUUGGAUUGUAUCUGCUCAAGUACAUUGGAAUGGGCGGCGAGGGGUACAGUGGAGGCGCUGGCAAAGCUAUAGGCCUGUGGUUCUAUGAAACUUGGGUCUAUACUGUGAUCCUGAGUGUUGUCUACGGGAUCGUAGUUGGGUGGCUCUCCCGUAAGCUGCUUCACUGGGCAGAGGAGAAGCAUUAUGUUGAUCGGGAGAGCUUUCUUGUGUUCGCUAUCGCUCUUUCUUUAUUUAUCAUCGGUACAUGUGGGUUGAUAGGGACCGAUGAUCUCCUGGCCUGCUUUGUUGCCGGCAAUGUGUUUACGCAAGAUGAUUGGUUUCGCCUGGAAACCAUGGAUGACUCCUUGCAGCCAACCAUUGAUAUGUUGCUGAACUUGGCGGUCUUCAUGUGGUUCGGUGCUGUCUGCCCGUGGUCAUCGUUCCUGAACAACAGCGUGAUUCCCAUCUAUCGCUUGAUAUUUUUAGGGAUCCUAAUCCUGCUAGUCCGACGAAUGCCCAUCAUUUUCGCCAUGCACAAGCUCAUCCACCAAAUCGAGCACUUCUACCAGGCAGCAUUUGUUGGCUUCUUCGGACCUAUCGGAGUCGGAGCUGUCUUCUACCUGUCGGUCAGCCGGGAAUUUCUGAACCAAAUCACCGUCGAUGGUCAAGUCCGCGAAGAUGCCGCCAAGGUGUCCGAGGCCGUGAACGUCGUAGUUUGGUUCCUGGUCAUUUGCAGCAUCAUCGUCCAUGGCCUCUGUAUCCCCCUAGCAAAAGCCGGCUACCAUCUCCCCCGGACAAUCUCCCAAGCCCUCAGCACCAGCACCAUAGCUGAACCUGACCCCGUACCGAUCGCCAAUGUGCAACAUACGCACAGUACCGCGACACGCGGCGUGGGUCCCACGAACAACCGGAACCGGAAGCGCGGUCAUGCAGGACGGGAACCGCCCGACCCGGCCGUCUUCCAGAUCGGUCGGUCUGUUAUUCGGACCACCUCUUCGCAGGAGCAAGUCCAGGUCGGAGCAGCAACUGCGGAUGAACCUGCUCGACCUGUUAACCUGAUUGUUCGGGAGAAUGAGCAGGAUAGUCCACAAGAGAGCAGUAACAGUAACAGUCCGACUCCGGCAGUCGAACAGCACGUUUAGUCUGCUUGGAGAUGUAUCUGGGCAGGAUUCGGAGACGAAUCCUUGCUGUUGCGAGCUGGAGCUGAGGCUGGAGCUGCAUGGAGAUCUUUUGUGAUUGGUCUCUAUUCACAGAAUGAUGCUCGUGUUGUAUUUGCGGUGAUGAUGCAGCUGAAUGGCUGCACAUACGAUGAAUGUUAGAGUUGAGGGGGAUGUGUAUAGCUGAGGAUUUGUGGAUGGAUGGUUCGGUGUAUAGAGAUAGAUGGACGGUGUAUAGAUGGGAUGAUGUGUGGGAGUGAGAGACGUGAUACUGUAUAAAGAGACGUUCUGCCUACUAGUCAGCAUCUAGUGACAGUGAUUCAUUAGAUCUUAGUUCACUACAUAGACUACUAGUUAGCUGAAUAUACAUACUGUCGUGAUGGUGUG